Messenger RNA from Entamoeba nuttalli P19, 6762 nucleotides. RefSeq lists its product as hypothetical. Lineage: Eukaryota; Evosea; Mastigamoebida; Endamoebidae. The transcript has a single exon. Bases 1 to 6762 code for a protein of 2253 amino acids. The record is from RefSeq and is a predicted model, not a curated record.
AUGCAACACAUGUUGCAACCAACUAAAGAAGAAGAUGUUUUUAAUGAAUUUAAGGAUAAUAUUGUACUACAGCUUAAUGUUCUCAAUGCAAUAGGUACAGUCAUGAAAAAGACUGAUAAAAAAGUUUUAAAUAAAAUUAUACCUAUGGUUGGUCAGCUCAUUGAGUUAACAAAAAAAGAAAAAGAAAUAACUCAAGUUGGGCUGAAUACUUCAGGUUCAUUGUUAGUAUUAGAGGAGAUUUACCAAACUAUGAAUGAAGAAAAGAGUAGAGAAUAUGUCAGUUAUAUUCAAGAGGUUAUGACAAUCAAGAUGCCUAUUACAGGAAUGGGAUUAUAUUAUAUGAGUGAAAUCAUUAAGUUAUAUGAUAAUAUUAUAUUUGUUAAUGAAGAAGUUGAGUUAUUAUUGCUAGAAUUUAAACAUAUGAAAGAAGUUAUCAAUAAAACAAUUGAAACAUUUACUGUUUUGUCUACGUUACAAGAAAAUAAUGAAAGAAGUAAAAUAAUUGUCCAAGAAUUUAUUAGCCUUAAUGAAGAAAUUAAAAAGGAAGAAAUAGAGCUAGAAAAUAAACCAAAUAUGAUUAUUGAUAAAAUUAGAUUAAUAAUAAUGAAGCAUUUUAAAUAUGUCGUUUCCUAUUCAAAACUACAGAAAAUAUUUCUUGUUACUUCACAAUUUUUUGCAAUUCGUUUAGACAAUAUUAUACAGCGUAUUCAAAAGAAUAAAAGUAAUUUAACUCUAAUAGACAUUAAUGACUUUAUCUUUUUAAUACAAUACUAUAUUAAUUGUAUUUCUCUCAUUUCAUUCUAUUAUUUUACAAGUCAGUGGAAUAUUUCAUCUUUUUGUAAUAAGUUAUUUCCAUUACUUCAACAAACAAUGAAAUUAAUGACUGACUUACUUCAUAAAAGUCAUACAACACAAGAGAUAUUUAUAUUUCUUGAGAAGUAUAAGAAUGAAUUAUUAUUUAUUUCAUUUUCAAUAAAAUCUAUAAUAAAAGAUAUUGUUGAAUUAAUUCCAUCAGUUUCAUUUGAAACUUUUAAACAUACUGUUAGUGAUUUCUUUAUGAUAGUUGAAGAGAUUGAUCAACUUAAUAUUGAUACUUCAAUUUAUGAUAUUAUUGAAAGGAUGAAAAAAGUUUCAUUAAUGCAAAAGAAAUUUCAAUCCAUUAUUUCCAUGGUUGUUCAAUAUGAUACAAAAGAUGUUCAUUUUGAGAAUAGUAUUAAUGUUAUAAGUCAAAUGGUAAAUAUGAUGGGAUCAAGAAAUACAACCAAAGUAAUGGUUCAUAACCAAAUUAAAAAUAUCAAACAAAGUAUCACCGAAAUUAUGAUUGAAUCUUCUCUUUUCAUUCCAAUAUUUUCAUUUGGGAUAGAAACUCAAAAAUUUGCAUAUCAAAAUAAUAUUGUUUGUAUUUUUUCUGAAUGUCAACAAUGUAUGAAAUAUCUUUCUUCUUUUAUUAGAAAUAGUAAAGAUGGAGGUGUAUAUCACAACUAUGAGCCAAUGCAAAUGAUUUCUUAUUUAAAAAAUUCUUAUUUUCAAAAAAAGUUUUGUAUAUUUCCAUCAGUAUCAAAAGAAAUUACUAUUUUUUUUGAUUUAUUAGAAACAAGAAAAUUUAAAACAAUACAUGAAAUGGUACAAUUUGUUUAUGAAUCUCAAAUGGAAAUAAGUAAUUCAUUUACACCUCAAACAGAUAUGAUUCAUUAUUGUAUUAAUGAAACUAAAAACAAAAUUUCAUUAUUUUUAAAUGAAAGUUUAAUUGAAAAAUUAGAAGAAAUUAUUAGUAAAAGUAUUAUUGUAUCAAAAAUGUGUCAAUGUUUUAUUCUUCAAAAUCAAACAAAUGAAAUAACAAAAUAUCCUUUAAGUAUUGAAAAACAAAUUAAAUCAAUUAAAAUAUUUAGUAAAAGUGGUAACAUUUCAUUAAAAAUUAUUAAAGAACCUAUUCAUGAACUUCAAAAAAUUCUUAAUUCAUUACAGCAGUCAUUAUAUUCUACUCCAUUUGAAAGUUUUGGAUUAGUUAGUUCACAAUGUCAUUCAUCUGGUUCAUCUUCAUUUUUUCAAUCACUUCAUUCAAUUUGUUCACAAAAACUUUUUUCAACAGAUUCUACAAUAUCAUCAGUAGACUCAUGUUGUACAAUUACAUUAGAUUAUAGAUUUAAUGAAAUUUUUGUUUUAUUAAGAGAAUCUUUUAAUAUUAUAACAUGUUUUAGAGGAAAUGGUAAAAAGAAAAUAACAAAAGAAGAAUUUGUUAAAUUUAAAGAGAAAAUCGUUAAUUGUACAGAACAUUGUUUUAUUUUUUUCUUUGACUUAGCUGAUACUCAAUAUAAACAAAUAACAACAAAUGCAAUAGAGGUAUUUAAACAAUACAUUUAUUUUAUUUCAAUUCCAACAUUUCCAAAAUAUUAUAAUAUUGUUUCAGAACAUAUGGCACCAACAUGUUUAAGUUUCUUUUCAAGUAUUCUUCGUAGUUUUUAUUCAAUUCUUUCACAAAAAUUAUUAUCAGUUCGAUCAGAAAUUGAAAGUUUAGUUCAUCAUAUGGAACCAUCACAAGUAAUUUUAUUUACAUUCCAAAAGAAAUAUAAACCACUUAUACAUGUGAUAGAAGGAUACUUAGAUUAUUUUGUAUUAUAUGAACCAAAAAAGAAUAUAUAUCCAAUUACUAAAUUUAUUAAAUGGGCAUAUAAAUUACCAACAAUGAGUUUUCCUAUUGACUUUAAACCACUUUUUAUGUUUGAUAUUGAAAGUAUUAAACCAACAAAAGAAAUAAAUAGUAAUUUGUUAUUAGAGAAGUUUUUAACAAAAAAUACUAUAGAUGUAUUACUUAAUUUAUAUGGAUUUGAUAAUACAUUUAGACUAUGUCUUCAAGAAGAUCAAGAAAUAAUGGAUAUUAUUUCUAUUAUUUCAUGUUAUCAAACAUUUAUUACAAAAUCAUCAACCCAAUUUGAAUUUAUAACAAAUGAAUUAAACUUAAAUAGUACAUCAAUUAUUAAUGAAUUAACAGAAAUUCAACAAUACGUCAAUUUACCAAUUUUUGUUCAUAAAAUAAUGUAUGGAGUUACUAAAAUAUUAAAAUAUAUAUUUCCUAUAAAAAGAGUUAUAUUUAUAUUAAGAAAAGAAUUAAAGAAAUUAAUUAAUUCAUUUUCAAAAGAUGAAGAAAUUGAAGAAAAUGGAUUAAAAAAUUAUUUAAUAAUAAUAAGAUAUUAUUGUUUAUUAUUAAAAUAUAAUUAUAUUAAUGAAAAUUGUAAUAUUAUUAAUAAAUCACAUUAUUUAAAUAUUAAUGAAUUUAUCUCAAAUAUUUUUGAAAUUAUUCAUUUCUUAUUUUGUCAAAGGACUUUUGAUACAAGUUGGAUUAUGUUAUUAAAAUUUCAUAUUUCUUUCUUAUUUUCAAUUCAAUUUGAAAAAUUAGAGAAUUUGAUAUAUCCAGUAAUAUUUUUUAUUAUAAAAAAUCAAAGUCUUGAUGAAUUACAGCAACAAGUUAUUAAUAAAGUAAUUAUUUCAAUUAAACAAUUAUUAGGAAUUGAAUUAAAAAAUUAUGAACCAAUUAAUUUAGAAGUAUUAUUAAAAUUCUCUCAAACAAUUGUAGAACAUUACAGUUCAAUAGAAAAAUUUAAUGUUGUUAAAACACUUAAUAAAUUAAAUAAAAAACAAAAUAAAGAAGAAUUAGAUAGUUUAAUACUAUUAUUUUAUAAAAUUAUUUGUGAUGAAAUGUAUUUAAAUAUUAAUAAUGAAUUAUAUUAUUCUUUAAAUAAACUAAGAAAAAAAAUAGUCAAAUUUUAUAAUAAUUUAUUUGAAGAAAUAAAUUAUACAAUGUCAUUAACAACUCUUAUUACUGAUUAUAUUAAGUUAGCACCAAUGCAAGUAAAAUUCUUAUGGUUAUGUUUAUGUAAUGUUCCUUCUUCUUCUUCUCUUUUAGAAAUUAUUCCUUUAAUUAAUACAAUAAGUUUAAUUAGUAAUAAAUUUCAAUCAAGUAUAGUUGCAUUAUAUUUACCAACAUUAGAAAAAAUGAUUAAAAAUAAAGAGUCAGAUGAUAAAAUUAAACAAAUUAUUUAUAUUAUUAUAUCCAUUUUAUAUCAACCAUUAGGAAAUAUUGUAAAAAAAUCAAUUGAAUUUGAAUAUCAUCUUAAUUGUUUAAAAAUAUUAAAUGGAAGUGAAAAAAUUAUUUCAUUAAUUAGAAAAGAAAAAAGAGGAAUUGAAAAGAAUAUAUUUGAAAUUAAUUGUUAUUUACAAUUGGCUUAUACUAUAAAUAAUACUAUAAUGAAAAAAGAAUUAAUUAAUAAAUUUAGAAAGAUUCAAAAUGAAGUUUUAACAAACCAUAUUUUAUUUGAUCAAUCCAUUAUUCAAAAAUUAAAUGAAAUGAAAGAGAUUAGUUUUACAUUUGUGUCGAGUGAUUUUUUUAUUAUAUUUGAUAUUCUUCAUAUUUGUAAAUCUUCAUUAAUGACUAAUAAACAAUCUUCAUUAAAACAGAUUUAUAGAUUAAAGUUAAUGUGGUGUGAAAUUGAACCAUUUACUUGUUUUUUUGAAGGUAAUCAAAUUCCUUCAAUGACUAAUACAAUAUUUUGUAAUAUAACAAUAGAAAAUUCAAUUAAUAAGUUAAUUAAACAAGUUAUGGAUAAUAAUAUAGAACAAAUUACUUCAUUUAAAUAUAUUUAUGGAGUUAUUCAAUAUCUUUUUAGAAUAAAUGAUUUUGCAACAAGACAUUUAAAAAUAAUAUUUGAUUAUUAUUCAAAUCAUGAUAUUAUUGAUAUUUCUGAAAAAGACUUUAACUUAAUUUCUUGUUAUUUCUCAAUGAAACAAACAGAAAAAAUGUUUGUUGAUGAAACUGAAGAUUAUGAAAUAUCAUUAUGUCAUUUUAUUCGUUCAUUAAUUAUUCCAACUUCACUAUUAGAAUUAAAAUCUAUUAAUCAUAAAUAUAAUCAAUUUAAUGAAAUUUAUAAAUUUUCUUCAAUUAAUAUAAUUAUUGAUUCAUACCGUUUUAUUAAUGUUUUUAAAAUGAGUCAUUUAACUAUUAAAGACCAAUUUAAUAAAAUUAUUCAUUUUAGUUAUGCUUUACAUUGUCUUGAAGAAACAAUUAUUCUCUUUAAAAAACAAACACAAGAAGUAUUAUUAUUAAAUAUGAUAUUAAGUGUUAUUGAUACUUUAUAUUAUCGUAUUAAUCAAAAAAUGGAAAUAAUUUGUCAAUGUAAUGAAUUUAUUGAUCUUUUAGAAGAAGAAAAAGUAAUUAAUAUGAUAUUAACAUUAAUUUGUAACUAUACAAGAAUUGUAGAACAUUUUAUUGUAUUAAAAAAUAUUUGUGGAGAUCACUUAAUAUUACCAGUUCAAUUGGAUAUAUCAAGUAUAAUAAAUAUUCCCACUUUAUUAUUUUCAUUAGGACAAUUAAUUAUUGGUGGAGUGUCUCGUGGAGUAAUGUAUAAAUGUGUUUGUGUUAUUUCAAUGGGAUUAAAAAAUGAAAAAUUAUGGGAGUAUGCAAGAACAUUAGGAUAUAAAUCUGCAAAAACAGAAUUUACUGAUAAAUUAAUUCCUGAUGAUGAAGAAUUACAUAUUUUUGAAAAAGUAAUUCAUAGUCUAAUACAAUCAUUUCAUACUCAUCAAAUCAUUAAUAAAAAUUGUUAUUCAUUUGAACAUGAUAAUAUUAUUGGAAUAAUUCGAUUUGCUCUUCUUCAAUUAUUUUAUCAAUUUAAAACAAACAAAAUGACAUUUUUUUAUGCAUGUUUAAAUCAACUAUGUGUUUGUUUAAUUGGACUUCUUGCUAUUGUAAUAGAACAAGACCAAUCACUAAAUACAUUAAUGACAGAAGUUAUGAAUUAUCAUGAUUAUAGUAUUUCAUUAUUAAAUGAAGAAAUUGAAAUAGAUGUAAUUGCUUUAUUUAAACAAAUGCAUUUCAUUUUAGAUAAAGUUUAUUGUAUUUAUUCACCUUCAAAUUCUUUUAUUUCUGACGAAUUAGUUUCAUCUCUAAUAAUUGAAAAAUCUUUAUUUAUAUUAUAUACUCAUAUAAAAGAAGUUGUUCAUUCAUUAUUAUUAUCAAAUCAUUCAAUACAAACAAUGUCAUACUCCAAUUAUAUUUCUUUUAUAUGUUCAUAUAAUAAAAAACUUUCUAUUUUAAUCCAAAAUUUUAUUAAUUCGUUCUUUAUUUCUUAUUAUAUAAAUAACGAAGAAAUAGUUAUUCAUUUAAAGCAUCCUAUUAUUUCUUUAAUGCAAGUUCUAUCUUCAUUUUCUAAAACUACAUUAUGUCCUUUUCUUCAAGAAAGUACUAUCACAAUUAGUUCGUUAUUAUAUCAAAAUAUGAUUUCACUUCAUUUCUACUUAGACGCAUGUUUUAUUUUUAGUCUCUUAAAUAAUUCUUCUGAUGACUCUUCUCCUAUUAUUCGUAGAAUGGUUUGUAUUUUUGAUAAGUUACUUGAAACACUUAAUAAAUCUACUUUGUUUGAAAACUUUCCUAUAAAUGAAAUUAUUUUAAUUAUUAAUACUAUUGUUUCAAUAACUUCUACUAUGUCUUCUUCAUUAAUUGAAAUUCAUCAAAGAAUAAAAACUAUUCUUUCAAUUCUUUUAAAUUUCAUAGAAAAUAAUUAUUUAAAUUUUCAUUCAAAUAUUCAAAAUCAAACAGAAAUUAAUAUUCAUUUAAGUAUUGCUCAAUAUGGUUUGCAACAAUUUACUUCCCAUUGUACUUGUUUAUUAAUUUCUCAUCUAUCUGAUGAUUCAACAACAUUACUUAUCUGUACUUAUUUACAAAUUAUUGUUUCUGAAAUUAUUUCCAUUAUUUCUUUGUUGAAUCAUUAA